Zingiber officinale is the source of this 966-nucleotide messenger RNA. RefSeq lists its product as uncharacterized. Gene Ontology annotation, biological process: phosphatidylinositol biosynthetic process. Gene Ontology annotation, molecular function: CDP-diacylglycerol-inositol 3-phosphatidyltransferase activity. NCBI's taxonomy places the organism in Eukaryota, Viridiplantae, Streptophyta, Magnoliopsida, Zingiberales, Zingiberaceae. Gene Ontology annotation, cellular component: membrane; Golgi apparatus. The record is from RefSeq and is a predicted model, not a curated record. The transcript is spliced from 4 exons. The coding region runs from base 451 to 846 and encodes 131 amino acids.
CUAGCACAUCAGAGUUUCAACUCUUAUCCCGAUUCCUAACUCGUAUUCUCGACAUCCCCCGCACUCUGUAAUCGCCUCCCUUCGAUUGGAGGAGAAGUCGGCCCCGCGACUCAACGCUCUGGUAGACAGGCGGCGGGCAUCAGCGCUUGCGACGUAUGAUGCGGUAGUGUGCUCAUGACAUUCUGAAGAGAUGUGGAUGAUCGAAUACAUGCCUCGUCUUCUUGCCGCUACCCAAGAAAGAAGGGUGAAGGAUCAAUCGUUCCUCGUUACGUAAUCCUAAGCCCUCUUUCCUGAUUUAUGUUCUCUGCUGCCCUCCCGGCAGCCUCGUCUUUUCGCAUUCGCUAUUCCUCCAUCGCGACCCGUCGCCGGGGUCCCAGGGUGGAAUUGGUACUACUACAUCUGCAGUAUCUCUUGGCUUCAUUGGAAUUCAUUUGAAUUUUGAAAACUGCAAUGGCAGGGUCAUCAAAUCAAGAAACUGGAUCAGUAUAUUUAUACGUUCCUAAUGUUAUAGGUUAUAUAAGAGUCAUCUUGAAUUGUGUAGCAUUUUCUGUGUGCUAUUCGCAAAAAUCUCUCUCUGCCAUUCUCUAUGUUACUAGCUUUGUGUGUGAUGCAUUGGAUGGUUGGUUCGCACGAAGGUUAAACCAAGGUAAUGGGGAUUCUUUAUACUCUAAUCUUGCAAAAUUAUUUUCCUCUGGUAAUUUGGUGGUAAAUCAUAUCAAAUGUCUUAGCAGUUCAACAAGGUCACAUUUAAGCCCCUUAGCACAGUGCUGCUGCGAUGCAAGAUUAUAUAGCUCACUGUUAUACUGUCCCUACUCUUACGGAGCCAAGGCUUCUAUGAAUAGUUGAAAAGCAGGAUGAAGUCUGAAUUAACAUGAUCAAGAUUUGAUCAGAAUAAGUUGAACAUGGUGCAUCUUGUUUCAACAGAAAAAAAAACCAACUGAAUGGAGGGAUGAAUUUUCACAGACA